AUGACUGGCGAGUGGGAGAAGGUGAAAUUUGUCAAAGAAGUCCAGAAUUAUUUAGCAUUUCUGAUUGUCUUGGGGUGUUUGAUCUUAGCUGUCCUGACAACUUUCAAGGAGUAUGAAACUGUUUCAGGAGACUGGCUCCUCUUGCUGGAAACUUUUGCCAUUUUCAUCUUUGGAGCAGAGUUUGCCUUAAGAAUCUGGGCUGCUGGGUGUUGCUGUCGCUACAAAGGAUGGAGGGGGAGACUCAAAUUUGCCAGGAAGCCUUUGUGCAUGCUGGAUAUCUUUGUGCUGAUUGCUUCAGUGCCAGUGGUUGCUGUUGGGAACCAGGGCAAUGUUCUGGCCACAUCUCUCAGAAGCCUCCGAUUCCUCCAGAUCCUACGGAUGCUCCGAAUGGACAGGCGGGGAGGUACAUGGAAACUUUUGGGAUCAGCCAUUUGUGCACACAGCAAAGAACUCAUCACUGCUUGGUACAUCGGGUUCCUGACACUCAUCCUAUCCUCAUUUCUUGUUUAUCUGGUUGAAAAAGAUGUUCCUGAAAAGGAUGCUAACGGGGUGGAGAUGAAGGAAGAGUUUGAAACCUAUGCAGAUGCACUGUGGUGGGGGCUGAUCACCCUCGCUACAAUUGGGUAUGGCGACAAGACCCCCAAAACAUGGGAGGGACGGCUGAUUGCAGCUACUUUCUCUCUCAUUGGAGUGUCUUUCUUUGCUCUUCCUGCAGGUAUUUUGGGCUCAGGGCUGGCACUGAAGGUCCAGGAGCAACAUCGUCAAAAACAUUUUGAGAAAAGAAGAAAGCCAGCAGCUGAACUCAUUCAGGCUGCCUGGAGAUACUAUGCUACUAACCCCAACAGGAUUGAUCUAGUUGCUACCUGGAGGUUUUAUGAAUCAAUUGUUUCAUUUCCAUUUUUCAGGAAAGAGCAAUUGGAUGGUACUACCAGUAAUGUCAUGUUUAGUAGGGAGUCAUUCUUUGGAUCAAGCCUCACAAGAAAACUUAGCCAAAAGCUGGGUCUCUUGGAUCGGGUUCGUGGUACCAAUACUAAAGGAAAGCUAUUUACCCCUCUGAAUGUAGAUGCCAUUGAAGAAAGUCCUUCAAAAGAGCCUAAGAAUGUUGUCUUGAAUAAUAAGGAGCGUUUUCGCACUGCAUUCCGAAUGAAAGCGUACGCUUUUUGGCAAAGCUCCGAAGAUGCAGGAACAGGGGAACCCAUGGCAGAAGAGAGAGGCGACAGUAGUGACUUCCUUAUGGAGGACAUGAUCCCCACAUUCAAGACAGCCAUCCGAGCUGUGAGAAUACUACAGUUUCGUCUCUAUAAAAAAAAAUUCAAGGAGACUUUGAGGCCUUAUGAUGUAAAGGAUGUGAUAGAGCAAUACUCAGCAGGGCAUCUUGAUAUGCUUUCCAGAAUAAAAUAUCUUCAGACAAGAGUAGAUAUGAUUUUUACACCUGGACCUCCAUCUACUCCCAAGCAUAAGAAAUCCCAAAAGGGAGGAGCUUUUUCUUACCCUUCACAACAGUCUCCCAGAAAUGAUCCAUAUGUAGCCAAAGCAUCUACAGCAGAUACUGAAGACCAAAGUAUGAUGGGCAAAUUUGUUAAAGUUGAACGACAGGUUAAUGACAUGGGGAAGAAACUGGAUUUUCUUGUUGAUAUGCAUAUGCAUCAUAUGGAACAGCUGCAAAUACAAGUUGCUGAGAUAAGUCCAUUGAAAGAAACCGCUUCUCCUGCAAAGGAGAAGAGACAAGAAAACAAAUAUUCUGAAUUAAAAACAAUAAUAUAUAAAUACACAGAGCAGUGUGCUCAUGAAACUCCUUACAACUUCCAGCAGGUUCCAGUCAACAAAGUCAGUCCUUAUGGUUUCUCACCACACGGUCAUAUGACUCAUUCAAAACCUUUAUCAAUAGGUGGGCAAAACUCUGGCAAACUGCAAGCCACACCUUCCUCAACUUCAUAUGCAGAAAGGCCAACAGUUUUGCCUAUAUUUACAUUAAUGGACUCCCAGAUUAGCUACCACUCUCAAGGAGACCUACAAAGCCCUUACUCAGAUAAGGUGUCACCAAGACAGAGAAGGAGCUUAACAAGAGACAGUGAUACUCCAUUAUCCCUUCUCUCCGUCAACCAUGAGGAACUUGAGCGCUCCCCAAGUGGCUUCAGUAUCUCCCAAGACAGAGACGACUUCCCGUUUGGCCCCAAUGGGGGUUCAGCGUGGAUGAGAGAGAAACGCUACCUAGCAGAGGGGGAAACGGACACGGACACCGACCCUUUUACACCAAGUGGCUCCAUGCCUUUGUCUUCUACGGGAGAUGGGAUUUCAGAUUCAAUAUGGACCCCUUCAAAUAAGCCAGUUUAAAAGUGCGUGUGGGGGCGGUCACUGGUUGACUUCUCCAUGUAAUGUAAGCAUACUUUGUAUAUCUCACUUACUCUACACCCAAAGCUUACUAGUUCAAAACACCAAUGGCUGCAUAAGAUGCAUGUGAUAUUAGUGGUAGUCAUUCUGCACCAUUUCAUACAAUUUACUAAUGCAGUUUUUUUCAUGCUACCAAAACUAAGGAGCUUAGUUUUGAGCAUGGUUUGCAUGACUUUACCCUAUAUAAAUGGUACAGCUGAUUUCUUCUAUGAUACAUAUCUAUCUGAUACUCUUCAAUACAACAAUGGCGAAUUGCUAACAGGCGAGAUAUGGUGGUCCUUGCUACAUUUUGUAAACAGAGCAGCAAAGUAAAAAUAUUUUCAGGAGCAAUAUCCCUUUGUGGAAACUUAAUGUCUGAACCCAUUUUCCAAUGUAAGUAAAUCAAACUCUAACCAGCCUAGCCAAGAACAUCUAAUAUUCAAAGCAAGGAAAAAGCUGAGUCAAAGUAAAUGACCUUACUGAAAUGGUUUUGUGAACUAGCUGUUUCUCAUGAGAUCUAUUAUACAACUGCCCAUGAAAUAAAAUGUCAAAAUGAAAUUAGGGGUAGAAUUUAAAAUUAUCAGAGGGAUCUCCUGGGAUUGGUCAUGGAUAUUUAUUUAUUAUAAGAUGUAAAUAGAAAUCCUUCAAACUACUUUGAAAAUCUCCACUAAUGUUUAUAAAAUUGCUCAAAGCGUGACUACAAUGCUAUUUUGUAGAAAAUCUUUUGCUAAAUCCAUUUAUUAUGGAGCCAAAUUUUCUUUCUGUUCCAAAAAUAAGGUUGUUCAGUGCAGGGAACCCCAGGUUUAUACACUCCACUAUUUUAUUGACCUAUGUGCUGCUAAGUAAGCUGCAUAAUGUUACCCUGCCUCAGUUUCCCAAUCUGCUAAUUGGGAGUUCUACUUCUGUACAUAAACACAGGUUAUAAGGCUCAAUUCACUAAUAUUUGCCAAGCGCUUUGAGCUCCUCAGAUGGGCAGAAUCUCUCUACUCUGUUCCCUGGGAGUUCCACCAUGUGGGAUGCUGCCAGCAUCUGUUUCUCUCUGUUUACUGUUUCUCUUGGAAAUGGACUACUCCAUGAAUGUGUGCCAUAUUUAAGAUCAAUGUAAAAAUAAACAAAUACCAUUUUUGUCACCUGUCCCUGAGCAACAGAGGGAUAAGCAUGCUCCUUAGGCUUUAGCCAAAUAUUUUUUCAUGGGAAUUGGAAAUACGUUGACGGAGAGUAGGAAAGCAAUCCAGCUUUCCUACACUCUGGGAGUAGGGGCAGAAUGGGAACAGGGCAGAAAUGAACUAUAUCCCACCCAGUAGUGUGAUCUGUGGGAUGUGUACAGUGGGAUCACAUCCCGCUACAGUGGGAAUGUAGUAUCUAUACAGACAGUGAAACCAACCUGUCCAAAUAGUUUAUGCCAAUCUAGGUGUCCAUGAGAAAGUGUGCAUUAGAUAUCAAGUUCUUUGGUUAUGGAGUCUUUAGAGCUGGUGGAAAAGUGAUCAGUACAGCCAGUGAGCACAGGGUACAAGAACUGAAGCACACGUGCUUUAGGAUGAGGUUAAUCUCAUCUUUAACUCAAUUACCUACAAUGACCAAAUUGCUGACUUCAAAAAGAGCAGAGGGUGACUUGCUGAAAUGUCAGAUGAUCAGGGACACUCACAUCCCAUCAGAACACAAGAAAGAGAUACACUUUACUGGGCUUCCCAUGGGUAACUGGGUAUUGCACAGGCCUGGACAGAGUGUGCUUCAGUGGAAGACACCUUGCUGGGUUUUGCCCUCUGUAGUAAACUUCAAAUUUGAUUCCUCAGUAUCAUUGACAUCUCUUAACUGUCAUUCCGUCCAGGGAGCUUCUAUUCUCUUUCAGAUGUAGGCAUUGCCUUGAUCUUUAUUCUUUAUUUAAAGAGACAGCUAAAGGAUUAGGAUCUUCUUACUUCAUCUGCUUCUUCAACUAAAUCAUGAUACAUCCUUCUGGGACAGAGCUUCAGGGAGAACAAAUUGCUGUAGUUAUUCCAGUAAAUACUGCAGACCAGUUACAGCCUUUGAAGCUGGGCUGAGUCCAUGGAGCUGUUCUGAAGCCAGUAACUAUGAUGAUAUGAGACACAAUUCUGGUAAUUACUUAAUUGACAAAAUUGCCAUUGACAUGAAAGAUAAUCUCUAUUUGGUGCAGUUUCAUGGCUAAACUUGAAGAAAAUAGAACUAGCUGACAAAAGCGUAAUUAUUAUAAUUUGGCAUAUUGAGAAGAAUUCUUUGGCCAUCAGUAAUUUUUGGAAAUACCUGCAUUGCACCUGCUGCAGGCUUUCUGAUACUGUAAUACGUGUCUGUGGCAACUCAUAAGAUUUAACCCUCACAUGACGAAUGAGAAAGAAUGCAAACGGAUUUUAACAUCAUUGCUAGAUUUCUUCUGAAAUUAGUGUAAGUAUGUGCUAGACAGGCAUGCUUCACUUUUCUUAUAUGUCAAGUUCCCGGCAUCCCUACUGAUUUAAUUUGAUUUGGCCCUUCUUAAAAUGUUUUCUAAAUCUGAGUAAUCAAAAAUCAAGGCAGCCAAAAAACCAAGUGCAAUCUGAGAAUUUUAGUUAGUGAAUGUUUCUGACAGGGGCUAUGCCAUGCAGUUCCCUGCCCAGUUCCCCCCUCAAAUUCUUCAGUUCACUUUUCCCAUGCCAGGUUAUAUAAAGGGAAUAUUUUCUCAGUAUUAAACCUGGCUGAAAAUCCGUAAAUCCUCUCAUUAUAAAGGUAUGUUCAUUCCAAGAGAAAGUUCAAGCAAGGUUAGAGACUUGCAUGAGUCUUCACCUGUACACAGAGUGCACCCCCAGAGCAAGGGGGACUUGAACUUCCCUGCACUGUGUACACUUAGCAACUGAACUGCCCUCAAAUUAGCAUUUUCUAUGGGCUGUAAGCACCAAUUUGCUACAUGCAGCUUAAAAACGCCCAGGUCAGGUAUUUGUAGCCACAUCAUAAAGUAUUUAAUGAUGUGCUAACAAGCCAGAUAAGGUCUGCCUCUUCCUUAAAGGCACUGAUGGUAAGGUCAGCAAGACCCUCUGCAGUGGACAUCUCUGAAUCCUCUGGAAGAUACCCAAGAAGAGAGCUAAGGAAGGUCUGAUUUACAUCUUAUUUUAAUAUUUAUUUUUUCUAAUAAAGCAGUCACUGCUCAGUCAGAAGGGUGACAUGUUUAGCAGCUCCCCACCUCCUACAUCACCUGGAUUUAAAAUAGGGUGUGCAUCAGUUCUGCUGCCUGUGCUGACAACAGACACGUGUCAAGGUGUCUCCAGCAAAUCAAGAUCUGAAGACCAUCCCUGAUCUGGGAUGUGAACACAAACUUCAUCAGACUCCAGCUCAGGGUGAGUCCAGGAAGUGAAUCCAUGUUGGAACUGCAGUUUGUGUUCCUGCCAUUGAUACUGGGCAAAAUGAGGUAAAGUAUCUGUGAUUUCUGUCCCUGGCAACAUUUAAAAGGGCAGGACCUGUUUUGCAGAGUAGGCUCACCACGUACAAGGAAUCGAUUAUUCACAAUUUCAUUCGAGAGAGGCAUCUGUGUCAACAGAACUCUGCACAGCAGGGAUGGAUUAGAUUUAUCCCUUCUUCCAUUCGCGUGUGACGUUUCAGUUUAACAGCUACCCAUUUUGCUUGGGUCAGAUCUUCCUGGCACCUAGACUGACACUGACAUUUUGUUUACGUAUAGUUAACCUUAAAGAGAAUUAACUAUUGAGCUCUUUGCUGGCUCUUAAAUCUUAUGAGUGAGCAAGGAUUUACUUCAGGCCUUGAGAUGUUUUUCAAAAUCAGAAAGUGUGGGGCUUUCCCUGGCUUUUCCUAAAAUCAGUAAGAAACCUCAAACUGAUGCACUAGGAUUGGGUCCUAUCUAGCUUAAUUUAUUAAUUUCUUUGUAAAAUACAGCACUGAUUUAGAGAUGCUUUUCUUAGUGACAUUUUGAUGCUGAUUUUUUCACUCACUAACAAAUGACACACAUCUGGAAGCUGUUGAAAAGGUGAAUCUGUGUUUACAUUGGGUACCUCUCUUUGCAGCAUUGUUGCCCAUCAACCUUCCUCACUUUAGGUUCAAACUGAGAAUAUUUCAUUACAGCAGAGGUGAAUGUUUAACAAAAAUAUGCAGGUAUAGAAAAUGUGGUUUAUGCUCCAUUUAAGGACUUGCUCCUUUAAAAAAAAUCUAGUCAUGUAAAAGGUUGCUGUUUUUUCCUUGGCUUUUCCCUGCACUGAAUUAAUCAAUCUGGCUCCUAUGGAAAUAAAAGGGAAUUCAACAUGUGGAGAGAUUGACUGAAAAGUCCCUAAAACUGACUUUGGCUAUAUUUGCUCUGUUCUUAUCUGUGACUUUGCUGCAUUGUUACAGUUCAGAGUGGAAACAGUUUGAAAUUUUUCAGCUUCAAGUUGUGGCCGUCAAGUAAAGCCCACCUGAACCCGUGCGUAGCGGGGCUGCUGACUCGUGGCCUUCAGGAGAGCACCGUGGUCCAAUCAGUUUGGUAGAUCCCAGCCUAAAGCAAUCAGAAAAUGCAGAUUAAGGAGCAAAUUCAGCCCUGCUGGGGGUCCAGAUGUUGCAGCAGUGCCACAUCUGCCUCUCUAUGAACCGAAAUUGUCCCACUUAGUGCAGAGCAUGUGAGAAAGAACUGGAUCUUGAUUCCUUGCACCCCACAGCCCCCUUUAGAUGCCCAAGUGCUACAAACCUAAAUUUUCUACAGCACCUCAUGAAUUUGGUGUGAUAUCACGUUUUCAGGAGCCCAGCUGAAUGCGAGUGUUCACUUUCAAAGUGAACUUUUGAUUUUCAGAGGUGCAGAGGAAAAAGGGGCCAUUUUCAAGUGUUUUUAGCUGGGCACUGUGUGGGGGGGAGAUCCUGAGUAUCGCUAUUGCUUCUGAUGAUUUAGGCUGUAAGAUUUGAUCCUGCCCAAUUCAGCUUUUAGUAGCUUCCCUCUGAAGUUAAGUGAAGCAAAAUACUAGAAGUGGGAUCCUAUUUCCAUCCUCAAGAAUACGCUGAGACUGAAGGUUACAUGGCCAACUGCAUUUUGUUUUCUAGUUAUGGCAUCUUAUUAUUACUAGUAUUUGUGCCUUGCUCACUGAAAUUUUCUCCAUGCUACAAAGAUGCUUUUCAGAUUCUGGCUGACAAGGGAACACAACUUUUAUACAAGUGGCCUUUAGUGCUCUUUAUAAUAUUAUUUAUUGUAAUUUUUAAACUGUAUGUGUAAUUUAUAUUCUGGCACUGUCCAAUAUUUGAACAACUUUAAUAUGUUUAUUUCAAUAUAUUAUGCAAAUGAUACUUCUUAACUGAUUUUUUAUGUUCUGUCUUUAAAAACUGCACCACUUAUUAAUAAAUAGAAAUUUCAAUUAUGA
Calidris pugnax (ruff) is the source of this 7682-nucleotide messenger RNA. It is a transcript of the gene KCNQ3, whose product is annotated as potassium channel, voltage gated KQT-like subfamily Q, member 3. The record is from RefSeq and is a predicted model, not a curated record. Gene Ontology annotation, biological process: transmembrane transport; potassium ion transport. The transcript is spliced from 16 exons. Bases 1 to 2334 code for a protein of 777 amino acids. Gene Ontology annotation, cellular component: membrane. Lineage: Eukaryota; Metazoa; Chordata; Aves; Charadriiformes; Scolopacidae. Gene Ontology annotation, molecular function: voltage-gated potassium channel activity.